AUGGCAGCAACUCCAGAGAGUUCCCCCUGCUCCUGCUACACCACCCACCCAGGCCUGGUAGGUCCUGGAGGAGGAUCCCUGGAAGCAGAGCGAGCAUCUACCUGCCCAUUACACCUCCACGGCUUUCACACGCUGGUACCCACCCUCCUUGCCUCUGACCAGACAUCAGCAGAAGGGUCAACCAUCCUGGCUGCCAGCCGGCACUCUCUCAGAGUCGCCCUCUCCAGGGCUAUGGUGGAAACUGCAGAAUCCAGGAUUUGCAGCUCUGAAAAAAAUCCUGAUGGAUGCGGUGGACCACAUCCACCAAUGCUUCGUGACUCUGACUGGGAUGGUGCUUCCUCCCAACAUUUCCCAAGGUUUUGGAAACAGCCCAUGCAAGCAAGGGAACCUGAAGCUUUGGCUUCAGAGCUCCAAGAUGAUGAUGAUAGCGAUAUUCCCACAGCCCAAAGGAAGCGGUUUACCAGAGUAGAAAUGGCCCGUGUUCUGAUGGAGAGAAACCAGUAUAAAGAGAGAUUGAUGGAGCUUCAAGAAGCUGUUCGAUGGACAGAGAUGAUUCGGGCAUCAAGAGAAAAUCCAGCCAUGCAGGAAAAAAAAAGGUCAAGCAUCUGGCAGUUUUUCAGCCGACUCUUCAGCUCCUCAAGCAAUACUACUAAGAAGCCUGAACCACCUGUUAAUCUGAAGUAUAAUGCACCAACCUCUCAUGUUACGCCUUCUGUCAAGAAAAAAAGCAGCACCUUAUCUCAGCUCCCUGGGGAUAAGUCCAAAGCCUUUGAUUUCCUUAGUGAAGAAAUUGAAGCUAAUUUGGCCUCACGCAGAGAACAAAGGAGAGAACAGUAUCGUCAGGUAAAGGCACAUGUUCAGAAGGAAGAUGGUAGAGUACAGGCUUUUGGCUGGAGUCUGCCUCAGAAGUACAAACAGAUAACCAAUGGUCAAGGGGAAAAUAAGAUGAAAAAUUUACCUGUUCCUGUCUAUCUCAGACCCCUAGAUGAGAAAGAUACAACAAUGAAGCUGUGGUGUGCUGUUGGAGUCAAUUUAUCUGGUGGAAAGACCAGAGAUGGCGGUUCUGUUGUUGGAGCGAGUGUAUUUUACAAGGAUGUCACUGGUUUGGAAACGGAAGGCAGUAAACAGCGAAGUGCAUCUCAGAAUAGUUUAGAUAAGUUAGAUCAGGAACUUAAGGAACAACAGAAGGAAUUAAAAAAUCAAGAAGAAUUAUCCAGUCUAGUUUGGAUCUGUACCAGCACUCAUUCAGCUACAAAAGUUAUCAUUAUUGAUGCUAUUCAACCAGGCAACAUCCUAGACAGUUUCACUGUUUGCAAUUCUCAUGUUCUGUGUAUUGCAAGUGUACCAGGAGCACGAGAAACAGAUUACCCUGCAGGAGAAGAGAUUUCAGAAUCUAGUCAGGUUGACAAAGCGUCUUUAUGUGGAAGCAUGACAAGCAAUAGCUCAGCAGAAACAGAUAGCCUGUUGGGAGGCAUCACAGUGGUUGGCUGUACCACAGAAGGUGUAACAGGAGCUGCCACUUCACCUAGUACCAAUGGUGCUUCUCCAGUGAUAGAAAAACCACCAGAAAUGGAAGCAGAAAGUAGUGAGGUUGAUGAAAAUGUUCCAACAGCAGAAGAAGCAACCGAAGCCACAGAAGGCAAUGCAGGGUCAGCUGAAGACACUGUAGAUAUCUCCCAAACUGGAGUGUACACAGAGCAUGUCUUUACAGAUCCUUUGGGAGUUCAGAUCCCAGAAGACCUAUCCCCAGUGUAUCAAUCAAGUAGUGACUUAGAGGCUUAUAAAGAUCAAAUAUCAGUAUUGCCAAAUGAACAAGACCUAGUGAGAGAGGAAGCCCAGAAAAUGAGCAGCCUUUUACCAACAAUGUGGCUUGGAGCUCAGAAUGGCUGUUUGUAUGUCCAUUCAUCUGUAGCCCAGUGGAGGAAAUGUCUCCAUUCCAUUAAACUUAAGGAUUCAAUUCUCAGUAUUGUACACGUGAAAGGAAUUGUGUUAGUGGCCCUGGCUGAUGGUACCCUUGCAAUCUUUCACCGAGGAAUUGAUGGGCAGUGGGAUUUGUCAAACUAUCACCUCUUAGACCUUGGGCGGCCUCACCAUUCCAUCCGAUGUAUGACUGUGGUACAUGACAAAGUUUGGUGUGGCUACAGGAACAAAAUCUAUGUAGUUCAGCCAAAGGCCAUGAAAAUAGAGAAAUCAUUUGAUGCACAUCCCAGGAAGGAGAGUCAAGUGCGGCAGCUUGCAUGGGUGGGUGAUGGUGUGUGGGUCUCCAUUCGUUUGGAUUCCACACUCCGUCUCUAUCAUGCACACACUUAUCAACAUCUACAGGAUGUGGACAUUGAGCCUUAUGUAAGCAAAAUGUUAGGUACUGGAAAACUGGGCUUCUCUUUUGUGAGGAUCACAGCUCUUAUGGUGUCUUGCAAUCGUUUGUGGGUGGGGACAGGAAAUGGUGUCAUUAUCUCCAUCCCUUUGACAGAAACAAAUAAAACCUCAGGAGCACCAGGAAAUCGUCCUGGAAGUGUAAUCCGCGUAUAUGGUGAUGAAAACAGUGAUAAAGUGACUCCAGGGACAUUUAUACCCUAUUGUUCAAUGGCACAUGCACAGCUCUGCUUCCAUGGGCACAGGGAUGCUGUGAAGUUCUUUGUGGCAGUCCCAGGUCAGGUCAUCAGUCCACAAAGUGGCAGUAGUGGCACAGAUCUAACAGGUGACAAAGCAGGGCCAUCUACACAGGAACCUGGUAGCCAGACGCCCUUGAAGUCUAUGCUUGUCAUCAGUGGAGGAGAGGGCUACAUUGACUUCCGGAUGGGUGAUGAAGGUGGAGAAUCAGAACUUCUUGGAGAGGAUCUUCCACUUGAACCUUCUGUCGCCAAAGCAGAAAGGAGUCACCUGAUAGUGUGGCAAGUGAUGUAUGGCAGUGAUUGAGCCCAUAGGAAAGGAGUGGAGAUGGGGAAACCAUCUCUUCUGCAUGGUUUAUUUCCCCCCUUUCCCCUUUAUUUAAUGCUCUUUUUGUCAAGUAAGUUUCACCACAUAAUGUGUGAGCAUUUUUUUCCUAUUAACUUUAUAUUACAAAAUCUGUCCUACCAUAACAAUACAAGAACUAGCUGUUUUACUGCAACAGUGUUAUAGGCAAUUUCAGUAUAUUAUGAACAAAUCAAAGAAUGUUUCCUUUCUGCAAACUGGUGAACUAUAGAAAGCAACCCAGAUGUGGUGUGGUUUACUCUGCCACAGUCUGUCACUCACUUUGUUUGAUGGGGUCACUUUUUAGCUGUCACUAAUAAUGGAAUUAAUGAAAAACACUCGAUAAAUUAAACUGUACCAUUACAUAAAAUAGUUUUCCCCAAUGUAUUAUAAAAUUGUCAUAAAAUAUUAUCAGAUGGGUUAUCAGGAUUUAUCUAAAUGUCCCAAGAGGGCUAAAAACUAACUGUAAAUUACUUUAACUUUCACUUUCAAAUCUGAAAAAUCUUGUUUAUAUGAUAUAUAAAACUUUGUUUUCAUCAGAUUUUGGGGGGUUUUAUAUUAAAGAAAUUAAGACUAUGCUAUUUAAAUAAAAGUUUCCUGUUUCUGACUUACUAGAAUUCUGAAGUUUAUGAGGUCUGCUUCUCUGAAUAUUCCAGAUUUUGGCAGGGAGACUAGUCUCAUUCACUUUCAUACUGACGUGUCUGGAAAGUCUAUUAUUUAUAAUGUUCAGAAGAUACUCUUGAACAUUGGGAGGGUUUUUAAAAGGAAACUGUGUUUUGUAUUCUGUGUACCAGAGGAUGAUGGUGGUUAGUUGAGUUUUUCUCCAUGUAAAAAUUAUCUGUUCACUAAGUGUUCCUGGACUCCUCUUACCUAUUAAUAAGAAUAAGUCUGUAGUCAAGUGAUGGAAUGUGGCCUAACCAAACGAAAGGGAUUUGAUUAGAAAAGAUAUUUUCUCUUGUUUUGUACAAAACUACAGAAAAAGUAGCACUUGUUAUUUUGUAUGUAAACUCAUUUAAGCUUUUGCACCCUUUUGAGAUUAAAAUGCCCUCUUCAGAGGGGAAAAUUCUGUAGGGAGAAUGACAAAACUAAGAUAGCAUAAAGUAAAGGUUGACAUUACAUCUUUUUACUCACAAUGUCCAUUAAAAAAAAAAAAAAAAAAGAUUAGAGUCUGGUUUUAACUGAUUUUCUUGUUUUAAUAUGUUUUUAAAA
Molecule: messenger RNA, 4161 nt
Organism: Choloepus didactylus (southern two-toed sloth)
Lineage: Eukaryota; Metazoa; Chordata; Mammalia; Pilosa; Megalonychidae
Product: C-Jun-amino-terminal kinase-interacting protein 4-like
Exons: 3
Coding region: 1-2916 (971 amino acids)
Biological process (GO): vesicle-mediated transport
Cellular component (GO): cytoplasm
Molecular function (GO): signaling receptor complex adaptor activity; JUN kinase binding; MAP kinase scaffold activity
Source: RefSeq, a predicted model, not a curated record